This is a messenger RNA of Caenorhabditis remanei, 249 nucleotides long. RefSeq lists its product as uncharacterized. NCBI's taxonomy places the organism in Eukaryota, Metazoa, Nematoda, Chromadorea, Rhabditida, Rhabditidae. The record is from RefSeq and is a predicted model, not a curated record. The coding region runs from base 1 to 249 and encodes 82 amino acids. The transcript has a single exon.
AUGUCCACACCAUGGAGCGUAGAACUUGACAAGAGCAAUGUCGUGUGUCUGGAUGAGAUCGUCGAAGUUACCGUCGGUGUACUCGAGGACGGCUCCUCCAGCGCUGGCGAAAGCCAGGAAGGAGGCGACCAAAGCUGCCUGGAUCCAACUCAUUACCUGGAAAGAAGAAUAGGUUUAGAGGGGGAUUUGUGGGGGAUGGGAACGAGAAAAUUGGCGAGUGAAGACCAAAAUUUUGGAAUUCUGGCCUAA